UCCGGCCUGUGCUGGUAGCGCGAUUUCCCCUGCUGUGGGUGUAGUAAGAUGGCGGCGGCGGGCAGCUGGUCGGAGCGGGUACUGGAGCUGGUGCUGCGGAUGAACAGUCUGCAGGGGGGAGGCUGCGUGCCGUUCUGGGUGCAGGGGUUCCGCGUGGGCUGGGCGCUGCAGGGAGUGGCGGAGCGGCUGUGCCGAUACCCAGACGUAUUCACUCUCGCCGAGGGCCCGGGUCCCGCCAAGCUGGAGCUGAGUGAGCGCUUACACUCCCCGGAGGAGAGGACGGCGGCGGUGCAGGAAGUGAUGGCGGAUCUGCAGAGACAGGGGGCGUAUCCGUGCCUCCGGGAGUGGAGGGAUGAGCUCUAUGAUGUGAAGCGCCAGUUCUCGGAUGCCCCCCUGCUGAGCAUGGAACGUGCCGCCACACCUCUGCUCGGGGUGCCACGUUACGGGGUGCACAUUAAUGGGGUUCAGCGCAGAGGCUCCCAGACGUUCAUGUGGAUCGCUCGCCGCUCGAUGACCAAACCCACGUACCCGGGGCAACUGGACCACCUGGCAGCCGGGGGCAUCGCCGCGGGGCACGGAGUCUGGGCGACUCUGCUGAAGGAAUGCACGGAGGAGGCUUGUAUCCCAGAAUCCCUUGCUGCCACUGCCAAGCCCGCUGGCACCGUCAGUUACGCCUACCAGCAGGAGGGUGGCAUCUACAUCGAGUGCCAGUUUGUCUUCGACCUGGAGGUGCCCGACUCCUUCCAACCCAAAGUGGGCGAUGGGGAGGUGCAGGAGUUCUACCUGUGGCCGCUGGAUCAGGUGAGAGAAGCCAUCGCCAGUGACCAAUUCAAGCCCAACUGUGCGCUGGUGGUGCUGGAUUUCCUGCUGCGCAAUGGGCACCUGGACCCGGACAAAGAGACCCACUACCCAGCGCUGGUACAGAACCUGCACCGCCCACUCUGACUCCUGCACCGCCCACUCUGACUCCUGCACCGCCCGCCCACUCUGACUCCUGCCCCGCCCGCCCACUCUGACUCCUGCCCCGCCCACUCUGACUCCUGCCCCGCCCACUCUGACUCCUGCACCGCCCGCCCACUCUGACUCCUGCCCGCCCGCCCACU
This is a messenger RNA of Xenopus tropicalis (tropical clawed frog), 1103 nucleotides long. RefSeq names its product nudix hydrolase 20, chloroplastic-like. The record is from RefSeq and is a predicted model, not a curated record. The transcript is spliced from 8 exons. Lineage: Eukaryota; Metazoa; Chordata; Amphibia; Anura; Pipidae. Bases 49 to 945 code for a protein of 298 amino acids. Gene Ontology annotation, molecular function: 8-oxo-dGDP phosphatase activity; metal ion binding; hydrolase activity.